Molecule: messenger RNA, 2333 nt
Organism: Marmota flaviventris (yellow-bellied marmot)
Lineage: Eukaryota; Metazoa; Chordata; Mammalia; Rodentia; Sciuridae
Source: RefSeq, a predicted model, not a curated record
AACACCUGCCAAUAUUCUCCAGCACAAAGACGCAGGCCUCAGAACCUCCUCUCAGGCUUACACAGCUUUUUUUGCUCCAGGCCUCCCCAUACUCUGUCCAGGUUAUCAGCGUUUCCUGGCCUCAACUAAGCAAAGGACCUGGCACUGGUUCCAGAACCAUCUUUGAAGGUCUCCCUGGCUUCCUGCUUUUGUGAUGCCUUCCUUCCCUGUGCUGCACUAGUCUUCUGUUGUAUUCUUGCAUUUACAUCAGCCAACUGCUGAGUGAGUAUGGAUAAACUGGCGCAGAUCAUCUCCUUAGGCCAGUUCAUCUACAAACAGUGUGAAGAGAUGAAAUACUGCCAGAAACAGUGUCUGCGUCUGGGGAGCCGUGUGCACAGCCUGCUGCAGCCUCUGAAGAUGCUCCAGGACCAAGGAGAGAGGAAACUGUCCACUGAGAUAAUGGCCGCCCUGAACCAUUUCGAAGCUGCCCUGGAGGAAGCUAAGAGGCAGAUAGAAAAGUUCAGCAGUAAAUCUAAUAUCUGGAAGUUUCUAAAGGCAGGCGGUAACAAGAUACUCUUCAGGGAAGUGAAUGAACAGCUGAGAGACGUCUUCGAGGAGCUCUCACUGCUACUUCAGGCUGAUCAGCUUAUUUUCAGGGUCAGCCAAGGAGCAUCCUGGGCACAGGAAGAUCAGCAGGAUGCAGAGGAAGACAAACAAGUCUUCCAAAGCUUACCCCAAAAAAUGGAAAAUGAAAACAUUAAAGCUUCACUGAGGAGGUUGGAAAUCAACAUGAAGGAAAUCAAGGAAACCUUACGGCAGUUGCUGGGCUCAGACUCAUCAAAACCCAUGCAGAAGAUCCCACAGGACCAAGUCAAGGAGAUUAAGAAGGAACAGCUUUUAGGAUCCCCAUGGAUCCUGCUGAGGGAAGACGAAUUCAGCACACUCUAUAAAGGAGAGUAUCAUAGGUCUCCAGUGGCCAUAAAAGUAUUCAACAAACCCCAGGCCAGAAGCAUUGGAUCGGUGAGGCAUACCUUCAAUAAUGAGAUCAGAACAAUGAAGAAAUUUGAUUCCCCCAACAUCCUGCGUAUAUUUGGGAUUUGCAUUGAUGAAACAGUGAGUCCACCUCAAUUCUCCAUCGUCACGGAGUACUGUGAACUAGGGACCCUGAGGGAGCUGUUGGAUAAAGAGAAGGACCUCACCUUUGGUGUACGCAUCUUCCUAGUCCUGGGGGCAGCCAAAGGCUUGUACAGGCUACACCAUUCGGAAGCACCUGAACUCCAUAGCAAUAUCAGCAGCUCGAGUUUCCUGGUAACUGAGGGCUAUCAAGUGAAGCUUGCAGGAUUUGAAUUGAGUAAAACACAGACUUCCAUCAGUCGGGAAACUAAAGGGAAUAAAGCAGAGAGAGUCAAUUCUACAGCUUAUGUCUCACCUCAGGGACUGGAAAAUGUGUUCCAUAAAUAUGACAUCAAAGCUGAAAUAUACAGCUUUGGAAUCAUCCUCUGGGAAAUUGCCACGGGGAAGAUCCCAUUUGAAGGCCACAACUCUAAGAUGAUUCACCAGCAGGUGGUUGUGGACCGGCAGCAGGAGCCACUGGGUGAAGACUGCCCUUUAGAGCUGCAGGAGAUCAUUGAUGAGUGCAGGGCCUAUGAGCCUUCCAAGAGGCCCUCUGUUAAUGGAAUCUUAGAGAAACUGUCUACCUUUACUUAGUUGUAUCAGAAACCUAAACCAAGGAGUCUCUGGACAAGAAGCACAAACUGGACAUGUCUCUCUCUCAUAUCCUUUGGCAUCAAGCUACUAUGGGUGCAAGGAGGCAGUACUUCUCUAUUACAAAUAGAAACUAUUUGUAAUUCCAGUCAUACAGAGCACAUCCUGCUCCCAGUGGUUUUUCCAAAAAUAUGCUUCUGACUGUACCUGUAGAUGAUCUGCAAAACUUGAUAGAUGAUUUUCUGCCUAUGCCUCUUGACAAUGGGACUUUGCAGCUCCUUUCAUUGAGAACUGGAAAUCUGUUCUGUCUGAAUCCGGGAUGUCACUGUGACUUGAUUCACUCAAUAGAAUGUGGAAGAGGUGACAGUAUGCAAGUUCCAAAAUUAGGCUUCAAGAGGCCUUACAAGUGCUCACUCCCUUUCUUGGAACCCUACUCAGCCAUGAAAUUGGGUUAGCAAGCUGGAUAAUGGGCAACCACAUGGAGCACAGACAAGCUGUCCCUGCUAAGAUCAUAUUAAACCAGCCUGGCAACUGACCCAGUUAUAUGAGUGAGCCCAGGCAAGACCAAAACCACCCAGCUGAGCCCAACCCAGAUUUACCAUUGACAAAAUCAUGAGCUAAAUAAAUUUUUUAUUUCUUAAACCACUAAA